AUGGCGCUCUCAUCGCGCUCCCACCGCGCUCUGGUCAAUCUCAGGUCGCAGAGAGAGCGCCCUCAGCUUCCAAAGACCUUGGACUAUCUUGAUCUCAGUCAAAAUAGUCUAACUGUAUUAAAUCAAACAAUCUUGGGUCCUGUUGUCUACCGGCUAGAGACUAUAGACAUUGCAGACAACCCGUUUCUGUGUGACUGUAACUUAAUGUGGUUUGUUGAGUGGGCCCAGCAAAAAUACGACAGGGCGCCGAACUUCUACAACCCUUAUCCUGACUUUGGUCGAAGCUACAAUUGUUCCCUUCCAGCCCGUCUGCGUGGGCGACGUUUGGCAGACGGGUUGAUGAAGGAAGAAGAGUCGAAAGACAGAAAGGACCCAUCGGAAAGAAUGUUCUUCGACAUAGACUGUAGUCAUGGAUUCCGGCCCAACCGCCUCCUGGCUUGUGUGCUAGCUUCUUCGGGUAUCUUCGUCGCCAUGAUGACCAUUUUCCUGGUCGACUACAAUAUCGGUCGUGUUCAAUACUACCUGUGGAUGUUGGCUAAGUGGAUGAGACCGAGGAUCGGAGAGGAAAGGAACCAAGAGCCACCCAGAUACACACACGAUGCCUUUAUUGCGUACAACAACCAGGACGUCGGCUGGGUUAUACAUGAAGCGAUAGAGAAUCUGGAACCUGACUACAGCCUGGUCAUACACGAAAGGGACUUUGCAGUAGGCGCUCCCAUUGUGGAAAACAUUGCGGAUGCCGUAGAAAACAGCCGGAGAACCGUGUGCCUCAUCACCAGGAACUUCCUGAAGAGUAAGUGGUGCGAGUACGAGUUCCAGCUGGCCCAGUACCACAUGUUUGAGGCCGGGGGAGGAAGGCGUCUCAUCUUGGUGUUUCUGGAGAGGAUUCCUAACAAAAUGCUGAAACGGUUCCGCCAUCUGAACGCCGUAAUAAAGAGGGACACGUACCUGGAGUGGCCACACGACGUGCGGAAACAGCCGCUGUUCUGGAGGCGGCUGCGAGAAGCUCUGGGCGAUCCUCUACCCCGGGAUCCAGACCCUCAGCUGGAGGGACAGAAUCCGGAACGGAAAAUUCCUGAACAGCAGGCACGAGCUCCGAUCGAGAAUAUUCCGGAACAGCAAGAACAGGCUCAGGUCAGGAACAUUGCCGAAGUGCAAAUACAUGGCCCCAUGCAAAAUAUUCAGGAACUGCAAGAGGAAAUUCCAUUGCCAGAGCCCAACUACCAGUGGUUUGGAGAUAGAGAUGACGUGCCUCUUCUACCACUAUAGAUCAAGUUAAAGUU
This is a messenger RNA of Branchiostoma belcheri (Belcher's lancelet), 1283 nucleotides long. Its product is annotated as toll-like receptor 2. Gene Ontology annotation, cellular component: membrane. The record is from RefSeq and is a predicted model, not a curated record. Bases 1 to 1269 code for a protein of 422 amino acids. Lineage: Eukaryota; Metazoa; Chordata; Leptocardii; Amphioxiformes; Branchiostomatidae. Gene Ontology annotation, biological process: inflammatory response; toll-like receptor signaling pathway; immune response. The transcript has 3 exons. Gene Ontology annotation, molecular function: transmembrane signaling receptor activity.